Messenger RNA from Lodderomyces jiufengensis, 1587 nucleotides. RefSeq lists its product as uncharacterized. Gene Ontology annotation, cellular component: cytoplasm; nucleus. Lineage: Eukaryota; Fungi; Ascomycota; Pichiomycetes; Serinales; Debaryomycetaceae. The record is from RefSeq and is a predicted model, not a curated record. The coding region runs from base 1 to 1587 and encodes 528 amino acids. The transcript has a single exon. Gene Ontology annotation, molecular function: RNA polymerase II cis-regulatory region sequence-specific DNA binding.
AUGAAUAAUAUAAUACUAGAUCAUAGUAUAAAUAAGAAUAAUAAUCAUUAUCAUCAACAACAACAACAACCAUCAUCACAACAAAUAACAUCUCAUACUCCACAAAACUUAUUAUCAUCAUCAUCAUCUUAUUUAAAUGAUUUAUCACAACAACAACCACAACAAAUACAUUCUGAUAAUAUAAAUAAUAAUAAUAAUACUACUACUACUAAUACCAACAACAACAAUUUAUCACCUGAUUCUAAUAACUCAUCAAUAUCAUCAUCAUCAACAAAGAAUAAAAGAGAUGGCACAAGACCUUAUAAAUGUCCUCAUUGUGAUAAAGCUUUUCAUAGAUUAGAACAUCAAACAAGACAUAUAAGAACUCAUACAGGAGAAAAACCUCAUAUUUGUAAAUUUCCUGGUUGUUCAAAAAAAUUUAGUAGAUCUGAUGAAUUAACAAGACAUUUAAGAAUUCAUACAAAUCCAAAUUCAAGAAAGAAUAAAAAAAAUGAAAAAGUUAAAAAUGAAAUUAUAUUUAAAAAUAAACUGAUAUUACCUCAACCAAAUUCUUCUUCACCUUCAUCACCUCCAUCACAACAACAACAACAACAUAAUAAUAAUAAUAGUAAUAAUAAUAGUAAUAAUAGUCCUCCUUCAUCACCUUCAAGUUCAACUUCUUCAUUAAUAAAACAAGAAUUAAAUAUUAAUUAUAAUAAUGAUAAUAAUAAUAAUACCAUCAGUAAUAAUCAACCUAAUAUCACUUUAUCACCACCAAAAAAUACUCAACCAUUAACUCCAUCUCAUACUCCACUUUUUAAAUCAAAUCUAAAACCAAAACCUAUUGAUACCCCCAAUUUUUUUACUCCUCAAAAUUCAAUUAUUAAAAAUAAAUCAUCAGAUUCUUUAACAAUGAAUAAAAAUCCUUCAAGUAUUGAUAUUUUAGCACUGGCAGCAAGUCAAGAAUUAGAAAUUAUGGAAUCAUCAAAAUCUUUACCUUCUUUAGUUGAUCAUUUUGGUCAACAACAACCACCACCAUCAUCAUCACAAAAAUCAUCAAAUUCAUUAUUAAAUCAUAAUCAUAACCAUAAUAAUAGUACAUCAAAUUUUCAAUUUACUAAAAAGAAUUUCUUACCAUUACCAAAUAAUCAAAGUUUUGAAAAUUUAGAAUCAUCAAAAUCUUUACCUUCGUUAGUUGAUCUUUUUGGUCAAUCAGGUGUAUCAAAAUUUAUACCAAAUAAUAAUGAUUUUAAUAGAGAAAAAGUUUCAUUUCAAAUUAAUGAUAAUUUACAAUAUUUAUCAAAUGUUGCAACAAGAUUUUCAACUAUAUCAAGAAUGACACCAUUAGAACAACCAAUUGCAAUAAAUAAAAAAAAUACUCAUAUAUCACAAGAUUCAGAUAUUGAUUAUUUACAUCAAAAAUUAAAAAGAUCAAGACCUAAUAGUCCUAAAUUUUAUCAAUAUGGGAAGUUUAAUAAUAAUGGUAAUAAUAAUAAUAAUAUUAAUACUUUACCAAAUUCACCUAUUAUGGGAUUAUCAACAAAUUCAACUCCAUUAAUGUCAACUCAUAAUAGUAGUACUAAUUUAAAAGCAAUGGGACCAGGAUAA